GACGACGUCAACUCCUACCCCACCCUCUUGUUGCUUCAGAUCCCUCUCUACCUCUACCUUCUUCUCCACUAGUAGUUAGGGUUUCAUUAUCUCACCCUCCACUAGUAUUUUUUAUUUUUACUUUUUUCUCCUUCAUAUAUACAUACACUUAAGGAUAUUCAUACUACUGUGUCUGCAUAGAUCGAAAUCGAAUCAUCUGUGAAGAUUGAGUUACGCGUUUUGAUUUGAUUUGAGUUUGUUUUGUUUUGUUCUCUUCUGUUCUGUUCUUGAGGCAUUGGUGGUGGUUUCCCAAUCGAAAGCAGGCUUGUUGCAACCGAAAUGGUGGUUUCUGGACCUCUAACACCUGGACAGGUGUCCUUUUUGCUUGGAAUCAUCCCUAUAUUUGUUUCUUGGAUUUACUCGGAGUGGCUGGAAUACAAGAAAUCUUCAUCCCCAUCUAAACUUCAUUCAGACAAUAGUUUGGUUGAAUUGGAAACUGUGGUAAAUAAGGAAGAUGAUCGGGCUGUUUUGCUGGAAGGAGGCCUCACAAAGUCAGCAUCAAGGCCACCUGGUGCUUCCAUUAGAGCAAACUUAAUUAGAUUUAUGACAAUGGAGGAAUUAUUUUUACUUGAAAAUCGAGCAACCCUACGAGCAAUGUCAGAAUUUGGGGGAAUUUUAUUCUAUUUCUACUUGUGUGAUCGCACCAGCUUAAUUCCAGAAUCCGCAAAGAGCUACAAUCGCGAUCUUUUCCUGUUCCUGUACCUUCUUCUUAUCAUUGUUUCAGCAAUGACUUCUCUGAAGAAACAUAGCGAUAAGUCGGCAUUCUCGGGAAAGUCGAUACUUUACCUCAAUCGGCAUCAAACAGAGGAGUGGAAAGGAUGGAUGCAGGUUCUCUUCUUAAUGUAUCAUUACUUUGCUGCCACUGAGAUAUACAAUGCAAUUCGUGUUUUUAUUGCUGCCUAUGUCUGGAUGACUGGUUUUGGGAACUUCUCCUACUACUACAUCCGAAAGGAUUUCAGUAUUGCACGAUUUUCGCAGAUGAUGUGGAGGCUGAACUUUUUUGUGGCAUUUUGUUGUAUAGUUCUUAACAACGACUAUAUGCUCUAUUAUAUCUGUCCCAUGCACACGCUUUUUACUCUUAUGGUGUAUGGAGCACUUGCUAUUGGAAGCAAAUAUAAUGAGAUAAGAUCAGUGAUGAUUACAAAGAUCCUUGUAUGCUUUCUCGUUGUUAUCUUGGUGUGGGAGAUUCCUGGAGUCUUUUACGUAAUUUGGAGCCCAUUUGCAUUCCUAUUAGGUUACAGUGAUCCUGCAAAACCAGAUCUCCCUCGAUUGCAUGAGUGGCAUUUUAGAUCUGGGCUAGAUCGCUAUAUAUGGAUCAUUGGGAUGAUUUAUGCAUAUCUUCACCCCAAUGUUGAAAAGUGGAUGGAAAAACUUGAGGAGUCAGAUAGCAAGCGGAGACGCACCGUCAAGGCAUCCAUUGUUUCAGUAUCUGUUCUGGCUGGAUACAUGUGGUAUGAAUACAUAUACAAGUUGGACAAGGUUACAUACAACAAAUACCACCCCUACACAUCAUGGAUACCUAUAACUGUCUACAUUUGCUUGAGGAAUUUCACUCAACAUCUUCGGAAUUUCUCAUUAACUCUCUUUGCGUGGCUUGGUAAGAUUACUUUGGAGACGUACAUCUCUCAGUUCCAUAUCUGGCUAAGAUCAGAUAUCCCCAAUGCACAGCCAAAGUGGCUUCUCUCAUUUAUCCCAAAUUAUCCUAUGCUGAAUUUCAUGCUUACCACUGCAGUUUAUGUCUUGAUAUCCUGUCGGCUAUUUGAACUGACAAACACACUGAAAUCAGUUUUCAUACCCACAAAAAACGAUAGACAGUUGCUUUACAAUUUUCUUACUGGAGCAGCUAUUUUUGGGUGUUUAUACUUCAUUGCGUUCAUUGUUGUUCGCAUUCCUCAAUAAUCGGCACGAUGAAGUCCGAAAAUAUAUAUCCUGUUUAAAAUACAAAGCAUAUAUACUUGGAACAAUGUAAUUCCACUGUACACGUCUAAAUUCCAUACCUGUCUCACAAUUUUGGAGAAGAUGAUCGUGGUUGAUUUCCUGUGGUCUGCUCUUGAAGAAGAAUGGCAAGAAGUCUAGUCGGGCAUCGUAAAAGGUAAUUCUUUUGUAAUCUGCAUUUCAUCGUAGUUUGUCGAGAAGGAGAAGAAAACAUGUAAGUAAGUGUAAUUUAGAUUCAUGGGGAAGCCAUUGUUACAGGUCAAGGAUAUUGGUUGGUUGUAGAAAGACAAAACCUCAUGUUUUGUUAGUUAGAUCAUGUGUUUGGGUUUUUGCAUUAUUGAAGCUUUUGGUGUAUUUGUAACAGCAU
This is a messenger RNA of Cynara cardunculus var. scolymus (artichoke), 2341 nucleotides long. RefSeq names its product protein REDUCED WALL ACETYLATION 4-like. Gene Ontology annotation, biological process: xylan biosynthetic process; xyloglucan metabolic process; plant-type secondary cell wall biogenesis. Gene Ontology annotation, cellular component: Golgi apparatus. The coding region runs from base 319 to 1938 and encodes 539 amino acids. Gene Ontology annotation, molecular function: acetyltransferase activity. The record is from RefSeq and is a predicted model, not a curated record. Lineage: Eukaryota; Viridiplantae; Streptophyta; Magnoliopsida; Asterales; Asteraceae. The transcript has 16 exons.